UUGCUUCUCACAGUCAACAGGAGAGCAGCUCAGGUUGACAACCAAUUGCCUGAAAGUGGAAAGAGAUUCCUUGUCCUCCAGCCAAAUCCAGGAUCCAAAAUGAUCCAAGCUCUGUUGGUUACUCUAUGUUUAGCAAUCUUUCCAUAUCAAGGGAGCUCUACAAAGGAGUCCUGGAAGCUUAAGGAUUAUGUAGUAGUCUAUCCACAAAAAGUGCAUGCAUUGCACAAAAGAGACACAGGUGAAGCUCAGAAGCCUGACCAAACGACUAAGUAUGAUGAUACCAUGCAAUAUGAAUUUAAAGUGAAUGGAGAACCAGUGGUCCUUCACCUAGAAAAAAAUAAGGGACUUUUUUCAAAAGAUUACAGCGAGACUCAUUAUUCUCCUGAUGGCAAAGAAAUUACAACAAGCCCUCAGAUUGAGGAUCACUGCUAUUAUAACGGUCACAUCCAGAAUGACACCGACUCAAUUGCCAGCAUCAGUGCGUGCCAUGGUUUGAAAGGGUAUUUCAAGAAUCAGGGUGAGAAGUACCUCAUUGAACCCUUGAAGCUACCCGACAGUGAAGCCCAUGCACUCUUCAAAUAUGAAAGUCUGGAAAAAGAGGACAAGACCCCCAAAAUCUGUGGGGUAACCAACACUACAUGGGAACCAGAUGAGCCCAUCAAAAAGACUUCUCGGACAAGCAUGAGUGCUGAAAAAAAGGAAUACUUGCAGGCCAAAAAAUAUGUGGAGCUUUUCAUAGCGGCAGACAACAGAAUGUUCAGGAAGUACAGCCGCGAUAUCAAUGCUGUAAAGAUGAAAGUAUUUGAUGUAGUCAAUUUCAUAAAUACGGUUUACAAACCUUUGAAUGUUUACGUAGCAUUGAUUGGCUUAGAGAUUUGGUCUGAUGAAGAUAAGAUUGAGGUCAACACAACAGCAGGUGUCACUUUGAACCACUUUUCGACAUGGAGAGAAUCAGUUUUGCUGAAGCGAAAAAGGAAUGAUAAUGCUCAGUUGCUCACGGCUAUUAACUUCGAUGGACCAACCGUAGGACUGGCUUUUGUUGGUACCAUGUGCAGUCCUUCGUUUUCUUCAGGAAUUGUUCAGGAUCAUAGCAACAACCCAAUUGCUAUUGGGGCAACAAUGGCCCAUGAGCUAGGUCAUAAUCUUGGCAUGAAUCAUGACACAGAUUUCUGUACUUGCAAGGCUGACUCAUGCAUUAUGACUGCCCAGCAAAGCUAUAAACCUCCCCGGGAGUUCAGUUCUUGUAGUUUCCAGGAUUAUCAGAAGUAUAUCCUGAGUGAAACCCCACAAUGCAUUAUCAACAGACCCUUGAACAAAGAUAUAGUUACACCUCCAGUUUGUGGGAAUGACUUUGUGGAAGAGGGAGAGGAAUGUGACUGUGGCUCUCCAAAGGAAUGUAAAAAUGAGUGCUGCAAUGCUACAACUUGUAAACUGAAUCCUGAGGCAAAUUGUGGAUAUGGGGAGUGUUGUGAGAAAUGCCAGCUUAAGAAAGCAGGAGCAGUGUGUCGGGCAGCAAAACAUGACUGUGAUUUGCCUGAAAUGUGCACUGGCCAGUCUGCUCAGUGUCCCUUGGAUCGCUUCCGUGUGAAUGGACACCCAUGCCAAAACAACCAAGGUUACUGCUACAUGGGGAAGUGUCCCACCUUGGCAAACCAAUGUAUUGAUCUCUGGGGGACAGGUGGAAAAGUGGCUGCAGAUUCCUGUUUUUCAAUCAACCAGAAAGGGGUUUAUUAUGGCCACUGCAGAAAAGCAAGUGGCACAUAUAUUCCAUGUAAACCAAAGGAUCUAAAGUGUGGCAAGUUAUACUGCAUAGGUGGUUCAAAAAUGCCCUCAGCUGGAAGCCUGGUGUCAUUUGAAUCAUGCAAAGGCAGCUUUCCGAGAGGAAAUGCAAAAGAUGUUGGAAUGGUUGAUCCUGGAACAAAAUGUGGAGAAGGAAUGGUCUGCAACAACGGGCAGUGUGUUGAGAUAGAAACAGCCUACAGAUCGACCAACUGUUCACACAAAUGCACAGGACACUCUGUGUGUGACCAUGAACUUCAGUGCCAGUGCGAAGAAGGAUCAGCACCACCUCACUGUGAUGACCCAACAGGAAAUAAUUAUAUCAUCAUCAUUGUUGUAGUUGUGGUAAUAAUUUCAGUAGUCACGGCCAUCCUCCUUGCAGUUCUCAUCGGCUGCCACAUUUUAAAGAAGAAACAAAAUGACAGCAUUCACAAAAGUGCACCUGCAGCCACAAAUCCUUCUUUCCCUGGUCCAGAUCAGAAGAGGAAACAACAUCUUAGUCCAAUGUCCAAUGAUUCAGAGAUAAAUUCUUUUAGAUUUCUCCUCCCAAUUUCAUCCCAAGCAAAUACACCAGAGGUCCAUGUUAAAAUCCCAGAUGAACCAUUAAGGCGCACAUAUGAAAAUUCCAGAAUGCCCAUUGUGAAACCAAAUAUUCCUCCACCUCCUGUUCCAACAGCAAAAUCCACCAUAUCUCCAGCUAUGAUAAAAAGAAUAAAUCCAGCUCCUUCUUCUCACCUCAAGUCUAAGCCAGCUCCUCCUCCACCUCCACCUCCACCCCAGGCACUGAAGCCCACUAAGUAA
Protobothrops mucrosquamatus (brown spotted pit viper) is the source of this 2580-nucleotide messenger RNA. RefSeq names its product zinc metalloproteinase-disintegrin-like NaMP. Bases 100 to 2580 code for a protein of 826 amino acids. The record is from RefSeq and is a predicted model, not a curated record. The transcript has 25 exons. NCBI's taxonomy places the organism in Eukaryota, Metazoa, Chordata, Lepidosauria, Squamata, Viperidae. Gene Ontology annotation, cellular component: plasma membrane. Gene Ontology annotation, biological process: proteolysis. Gene Ontology annotation, molecular function: metalloendopeptidase activity.